This is a messenger RNA of Cuscuta campestris, 645 nucleotides long. The record is from the annotation of a GenBank genome assembly. NCBI's taxonomy places the organism in Eukaryota, Viridiplantae, Streptophyta, Magnoliopsida, Solanales, Convolvulaceae.
GAUGUCAGAGUGGUUCCAGCCUUGAAGAAAAGUUUGAUUUCUGUCAGGCAAUUGGACGAACAGGGACACGAGGUGAAGUUCAGAGAUGGGCAGUGGAAGGUUGUGAAGGGAAAUCUUGUCAUGGCCCGCGGAAGGAAGAGUGGUUCGUUGUAUAUGGUCGAGUUACCAUUUGAGGGAGUGACCGCCCCGGUUCAGAAGAGAAACAAAGUCCGGUUCACAGAGUCUCGUGGGCAGAAUAAGGUUGUCUAUGCAAGAGAGAAACCUAGAGCCACAGGUCAGACUCAGGAUGAACGAGCGUGGAAAGGUUCAAGGGGGCCAUUCAGAGGUAUUUAUGGCAGUGGGAGCUCAAGAGGCGCUUCAGCCAAGUUGCCUAGAAGACAGUGGGUCAGGAGAACCAGUAUUCCAGCUGUUGGAACAUCUCUAGAAAUUUUCUUGCUGAGUAUGGAGAGUGUUUGUUCUCAGUAUGUUCUAGGAUCCGGCAGUGUGCGUCUGCAGUGGGAGCCGGUAGGGACCGAGGACGAGUCAGGGACAGAUUUUGCCGUGACUGAUGUGUUGGAGCUUGGGAGAGCUUCAACGGGCCUUUCAGUUGUCUGAUGAUAGGGCCGCUGUAACAGGAGAGCUGAGGAAGAUUACUCGAUGUACAGG